Messenger RNA from Postia placenta MAD-698-R-SB12, 3279 nucleotides. RefSeq lists its product as hypothetical. Lineage: Eukaryota; Fungi; Basidiomycota; Agaricomycetes; Polyporales; Adustoporiaceae. Bases 1 to 3279 code for a protein of 1092 amino acids. The transcript is spliced from 24 exons. The record is from RefSeq and is a predicted model, not a curated record.
AUGAACCCCUUGGCUGAGCCUCCCGCAGAGCCCCUUUGGACUUCACGGACGCAGGACGGAGUUGUAUCCUACACGAGGCCUCUAAUAGGGUCUGAGCUGCUGAUGUUUGCUCUCCAUGAGCGCGACGAUGGGACGGCCGACGUGUGCUUUGGCCUCACCUUCACUACCGAUCUGAAGUCCAAUGUUCUCGGAGAGAGGCUGAAGGGCGCGUUGGGCUAUCUGCGCUUCAUCUCACCGCUACUUGCAUGCACCAUCGAGAAAGAUGCUGUUGACUCUGCAGUAAACCACUGGAUCUAUACGCCGGCCUCGGACUCGCAGGAAGUGGAACAGUGGGCUGCCAAUAGCUUCAAGCUGAUCGACGACGCGGUAACUCCAGACGAAUUCGUCUAUCAGAUGGUUGCAACGCGGCUUCCGUACGUCCAUCCCGACGGAACGAAGCAGUACUGGAAGAUUUAUCUGCUUCCGAACACUCCGGGCGGGAGAAUGGCGAUCUUUACCCACGGCACCCACGCCAUCUUUGACGCCCGUCCCAAUCUCAACAUGCUUCGGAUCAUCCUCGAAGAAAUCGUUCUCCAGGACAGGGACCAUCAUGUCGGUCAGCUACCGUGGGGAGAAGAGUGGAAGAACCUGGCGCCAGGGCCUGUGACUGCCACUGGAGGCCCACGCCCCGACUGGGGAACCGAGGGUAUGAAGAUUCUACGGCGCUGGAAGGCGCUGAGGACGAGUGAUAUUCCCUCUCACUCGUUGAAGCCUGCGCGGCUUGAGAUUAAGGACAUCGGGAGACAAUCCUGUAUUCAUGAAGCAAUCGAUGUAGAGACAUCAUCGCGCAUUAUCAAAGGGCUGAAACAAACUGGACACACCGUUACCCGCCUAUUCGAAGCCGCUCUGAUUAUAGCCAUGUUUGAGCAAAAUCCCGAAUUGAACGCCCCUCCAGACGAGGCGCAUGUGACGCUGGAUCUCUCCUUUAUCUCUCUCUCUCAAUAUCUAGUCCCGCCUUACAAUCAACUUUCGCACAUCACUUCUACAUCGGUCAUUGUUCCUGUCAAGGUACCGUUCACGACUGUCCAAUCUGAAACGGAUCCUCGCAAGAAGCUCUGCGCUGUCAUGGACCGCCUCAAGGCUGAGUACGACGAGUAUUUGUCGAACCCGCAUCUUCCUCAUCUCAACGCACACAUAUUCGCGCUCAAGCCAUUAACUGUGGCUCCCUCCUCGACAUGGAGAAACCCGGCUUCCCUGCUCGUCACGAAUGUCGGCUCCCUUGACCGGAUGAUACCGCUCACGUACGGUGUCAGUGCUUCGGCCACAAGCUCUCGGCCGGAGAUUGAAGUGCAAGACCUCGCGUUCCAGCACCGCUGGUCCCACAGCGCCAGACCGCUUGUACAUCUUUGGACCAUUGGCGGCAAAUUACAUAUCCAGGUCGUGGCUUCACACACAUUUCCCUUCGAAGAUGUCUCCCAUGGGUUCAUAUACAGAGUGGUCAAGACUCAGGGCGUAGUGCGCUAUGAUUACAUGCUCUCCAUGUGUCUGCAAAGACGCAAACUGAAGGGUUGGUCAGGCUACUGCGCGUGGCAUAGCCACCGCCUUUACAAACUGAUCGACCCUGAUCAUGCUCUGGGCGAGGCUGUCAAGUGCACUGAUCACCCUGCUGACGCUCAACCCGCGUACUAUGUGCUGACAGGACGGACACAUCAUACAAAUCGACUUCUGCCGGACGUGUCUGAUACUCCCAAUCACCGCGGCGUGCUGUGGCUACAGCGUCAGACAAUGCAGACGUCAAACUCUCCCUUGUCGCCGUCGUUCCCAGGAAAGGUUUGUACGACCGGCUCCGAGAAACCUGUGUGGGACGGCACGGCAUGUGCUCCACUGCCAGCUGUCACGCAUGCCGCGCGCGGAGGCGAGAUUUUAACUUUAAACCUUGGAUACGGCGCCUACCGGGCAAUUCCCAGUGCUUCCGUGAAAUGGAACCAUACAUCCGCCGCCAUUUCAGGAAAUCCGUUUGUUGUACUUUGCGCGUCGGAUUAUGUGGAUAUUCUUCGACGGCAGGACGGCUUCAUGUCAAAGAAGAGGCCUUCAGUGAAGUCUGUGCUGAGUCUUCGUGCUGAGAUUGUCCCACGAAUCACAGUACUUCUAUCUGAGAAGUGGUCGUAUAUGGUCAACAUACCUCAUGGUCCGCAGCGCCAUAUAAGAGCCAGGAAGGAUUUGGUGGGCGGGCAGGCCAUCUGCACCGUGCUACUAAGAAUGCAGUCAGCUAAUGACAAUAGUCCUAGUUCCCUGAGCUUCUCGGGACCUGAGGCGAAUCGCUAUCUGGCGCUUGCCUCUUUCACAAUCCUGUACUAUGACUAUUUCCUGACGUUAUCCAUGGAGAUCGACAACUUCUGGAAGGCACAGCACAAGGUUUCUUGGACCUCAGUCCUCUUUAUACUGAACCGGUAUCUCGCUGUGGCCGGUCAAAUCCCUAUCGCGUUCGAGUACUUUGCGGAUAUAUCUCCUCAACUCUUUCAUCAAGCAUUCUCUGCUGCGACACAAGCCGUUGUAUCAGUACCACCAGUGCUCAUUGUCGGGCAAGCCCUGCUCGUGAUCCGUACAUAUGCAUUGUAUGAGAGAAGCAAGCGCGUAUUGGCCAUCUUGCUACUAGCAUAUUCCAUGGGAGCAAUAGCCGGCAUUUGGUCGGUCACUGCGAGUAAUACAACAGGAGGUGCUCCUACAAAUUACGUCAUGACAUCAACGUGCAAUUCGCUGUUGACAGUCCGUCAAUCUAAUGGUGACAUCUGCAUGACUGCAGAUCUGAUCGCUCCCUGGAGCACGAUGCUAUUGUUUGAUACGACGAUCUUCCUUCUUACUCUAAGCAAGACGGUCAAACUGGUUUUCUUGCGAGACGGAAUCGUCUACUUCGGUACCCUCGUUAUUGUAAACGUCGUCAACAUUGUGACCUUUCUGAUUGGUAAUGUACGUAAAGCACUGUGGGCACUAGGCAUGAAGACAGUAUCUUAUACUCAUUGUCAGGACUACACGCGGGGUAUGGGGUCAACGUUGACAAAUGUGAUGGCCAGUGCUUUGAUCUCGCGACUCAUGCUCAACUUGCGUGACCCGAGCCUCAAGGGCCUGCCACAGCACUCAACACACUCACAAGCGGAUCCUCUGGGGACUAACAAGCCACACAGCACUCUGAUGUUUGGGAGGCAGACAAAAACUAAAGGUAGUGAAGUGCCAUCUACGAUGGGUAGCACUGGGCAACACACAUCGAGUGGCAUUGAAGAGUCAUCCCGCGACUCUAGUUGA